AUGAUUGAUUCUGAUUCAAAUGAUGAUAACAGCAAGAAUAAUUCAGAUGGUUCAAGAGGGCAUAAACUUACUAGUAAAAGACGUGCUAGUUCAGUUGAUUCAUUCACGCCUCAAGCUGCAAGCCCUAUAUCUCCUGUAAAAACGCUUGAUACAAAAAUAAUUCAAGAUCUUUUAGUUUCUUCUGCUUUAAAUGUUGCCGACUCUGCUAAAAUGCCUUCAGAUUCUACUCAUCAUCCUCCUUUAAAUAUUAAAUUACUUGGUGAUAAUUUUAGAAAAUUUGUUCAAAAAUGUGGGUUUAUUUUCGCUAUUCAAGAUUUUGCUGAAGAUAUAUUUAUGUGGAAAAAUCCAUCAGAUACAUUAUUGGCAAUGGUUAUUUACGUUUAUAUAUGUUUGUAUCCGCAACUGCUAAUUCUCGUUCCAUUAAUAGCUUUCCUUGCAAUUCUUAUUUACAAUUUUCCUAAAGAUUCACAAACCAAGAAAAAAAAUCGUAUAUUUGAACAAUUUAGUCGGUUAAAUAAUUACCUUCCAGCAGAAAAUUCAGUUGAUUAUUUGAAAAAUAUGCAAAAUAUUCAAAAUUUAAUGGGUUUAAUUUCAGAUGGUUACGAUGUAGCGAUUGAUCUUCUUAAGCACUUUGAUUGGAGUAACGAAAGUGAAGCAUUAUUGAUAACACAAGUUGUAAUAGUUAUUUUGGCUUUUACUAGUUUGAUAGUAUGGAUCGUACCUUGGAAAUAUGUGUUUAUUACUGGAGGAUUGGGAGUUUUUAUUGCUAAUACACAAUUUAUGAAAGCAUUAAUUAAGGAAAUGAGUCCUUUUAUCAUGCAAAACGCUAAAACUUUUACAAAGCAAUGGGAAAAUUAUUUUAAUUCAGAUGAUUCAGAAAAUAGUGGAAAUGAUGGUGAGACUGAUUCUUCAAUUGAAAAUAAUUGGAUUAAUCUAAGUCAGGAUGAAAUUGAUACUGGUGUUGGAAGUUCUUCAAAAACUUAA
Molecule: messenger RNA, 984 nt
Organism: Dentiscutata erythropus
Lineage: Eukaryota; Fungi; Glomeromycota; Glomeromycetes; Diversisporales; Gigasporaceae
Source: the annotation of a GenBank genome assembly